Messenger RNA from Neodiprion fabricii, 2283 nucleotides. RefSeq names its product EEF1A lysine methyltransferase 2. Bases 151 to 816 code for a protein of 221 amino acids. The record is from RefSeq and is a predicted model, not a curated record. Gene Ontology annotation, cellular component: cytoplasm. Gene Ontology annotation, biological process: peptidyl-lysine monomethylation; peptidyl-lysine dimethylation. Gene Ontology annotation, molecular function: protein-lysine N-methyltransferase activity. The transcript has 5 exons. NCBI's taxonomy places the organism in Eukaryota, Metazoa, Arthropoda, Insecta, Hymenoptera, Diprionidae.
CACCGGUUUGUUAUGUGCAGAUGCCGUCACACGACUAAGCGUAACGCGGCUCAUUUAUUGAGACCAAUGGCGAAAUAAAUCGUCAGAUCAUCGACACACACAGAGAGGCAUUAUCUCGCUACCGAAAAUAUCAGCAAAAAGCUUCAGAAUAUGGCGGAAGACGAGCAGGAGCUGGAUUCCUCAGAACUUGGAACGCAGGAUUACUGGGACAAGACUUAUUCCCUGGAAAUAAACAAUUUUAAGCACCACGGCGACGUUGGGGAAGUUUGGUUCGGAGAGGACAGUGCUCUGAGAAUAGUCAGGUGGCUAAGUACCAAGCCUGAGCUAGUCGCGAGCACAGACAGGAUAAUCGACCUCGGCUGCGGCAACGGGAUGAUGCUGGUCGAGCUGCACGACGAGGGGUUCACCAACUUGACGGGAGUCGAUUACUCGCAGAACGCAAUUGACCUGGCUUCCCAAGUCCUGAGGGAUAAAAGCCGUUCACACAUAACGCUGCAGACCUUUGACAUCCUGGAGAAUGACAUAGCGGAUCUUGGAUCGACCUUCAGAGUUGCUCACGAUAAGGGAACUUAUGACGCAGUUAGCUUGAAUCCCGAUAAUCCUAAGGAGAAGAGGGAGAAGUAUAUAAAGAAUGUCAAGGAAAUGCUCGAUCCUCAGGGUAUUUUAAUCAUCACUUCGUGCAACUGGACCGAAGAUGAGCUAAUUAACCAUUUCAAGAUCUAUUUCGAACUACUUCACAGCAUUCCUACACCAUCGUUCCGAUUUGCUGGACAAACCGGAAACUUGAUCAGUUCUUUAGUAUUUAGAAAAAGGUGACCGAAUUUAUUGUAGAGAAAAAUUGCUACGUUUUCAUAACUGUUAAUAAGGUCCUGGAAAUAGAAAAGUAUACAGUGAAAUAUUUACACCUAUAGAUUAUGUAAUUUAAGAAUUGUUCUUUUUCUAUCCAACGCAUGUUCUGAUCUGACUUAUCAACCACAAAUCUGUUUUGUAUAAACGAAUCUAUAAAGUUUUGUAUAAAGGAUCUAUUUCUCACAGUGUUCUUGACAAGAUUCUAUCAGCAAUUGAAAACCCAUUGAAAUUCUUAUUUAAGGUAUUAUUUUUAUUCAGCUUUUAAUUGUGCACAAAACAUGAAUCAAUCUUAAAACGAUAUGUAUAACAAAUUAAGAAAUCGUUAUAUAGUGCGUAUUUGUCGUGAUGCGUAGGAUGUACGUAUACAUACUCUGUACUAUAAUAUAAUUGUUACACAUACAAACUUUACAAAAUACGCUAUCAACUUAUGGGUAUCGUACAGUAAGUAUACAUGCAAUAUGCCGGUAUAAUGUAUUCAUGUAUAUUUUAGAUUAUAGGUAUAUUUUAGAAUAUUUGUAAAGUAUAAGUAGGUCUUUGUAUUAGACUAGUGCAGCCAAUUUUUUUCAUACAAUACUCAAUAUAUAAGGCAUUCUUGGCGUAUAUGCGGCAGAAUAGUCAGUUGCAAUUACAGUAUAAUUAUCUUGGUAAAUAUUCAUUGCUCGCAAUUAUAAUAUAAUCAAAGAUUAGGCUUUAAAACCGCGUGAUUAUUUAUACAUUAUAGGCACGCGUUUAAAUUUCACAUCAUUAAUGGAACGAUUUAAAUUUCAAACGGAAAGGCACGCUUGCAUUUUUUCUUUUUUCUUUUUUUUUUAUUAUUCUCUACAAUCACGUAUUAGUUUGUUCGUUUCUCUCUUCCUUACGUACAAUUAGUUAUUCUUUGAAGUAUACUUGUUUUUGUCACUCGCUUGUACAAUCUGCAUUUGCUUAGAAUCGUUAAUUAGAAUGGCUUGUCCGUCGAGGUAUACAACAUCGUCCAAGAUCAUUUUGAUUAGAAAAUAUAAUUAAGAAGCCGGGGUAAUUCACUGAAAUUUUUAAAGAAAAGUUUCAAAGCGUUCCUAUAAAUUGAGCAGAUUCAUUAUCGUAAUUUGUUGCUGCAUAAUUUGAUUGUAUACCGAAGAUUAACGCUAAUCAUACUCGCAGAAGUUUAGAUCGAACGUACAGAUAAAUAUACGUGUGUGAUAUUUAAUAUAGAAGCACAUUGUAUGUACGCAUGUCUGUAAAUCACAAAGGACAAAUGAUGAUUAAUCUUUCGAUACUUAUCUGUCGGACAUUUGGUAAAGACCGCGUAAGUGUUACAAUAACUCACCAAAUUACGACACGAGUCAUCAAUCUCCAUGCAUUGGCGUUCAUAGAUCAAUUUCAAGGUGUCUACGGAAUAGGCACUAUUACAUACAUGUAUAGGACAUAUUCGCGGAAUAUAUGCGAUGAAUAGAA